Meloidogyne enterolobii is the source of this 379-nucleotide messenger RNA. NCBI's taxonomy places the organism in Eukaryota, Metazoa, Nematoda, Chromadorea, Rhabditida, Meloidogynidae. The record is from the annotation of a GenBank genome assembly.
UCAAACAAAUGAUAAUGAAUUAAUUAAUAGACGUAGAACAAUGCUUAGUUUUGCUAGAAUGUUUUUAAAAGAAAUUACUGAAUUAAUGAGUGCAGAUCGAAGCCCUAUUGUAGAUAGAAGACCAGAACUUAUUUUAGAUCCAUCCAUUCAAAAACGUCUUACUCAUUUCUCUUUGAUUACACAUGGAUUUGGUGGAAUUGCAAUUUUAGCUGUUUUGGAAGCACUAAAUGGUUGUAUUGGCGAAUCUCUUAAAUCAUUGGAAAAAAUGCUUCAAAAUAAUAAUAUACAAAUUCAAAGUCAACCAACAACAGAGACAUCAAGUGAAAAUAAUACAAGAAUAAAUUUAUUAUUUAAUCACCAAAGCAAUCAAAAUAUCUGA